GGAACGACAAAAAGGCUUCGGUGAGAAGACGCACCGCCAACUUACUUGUCCGGUUAUUUGGACACCAUAUUUCUCCUGCCCACCAUGCCAGCCGUCGUCGACGCUUUCAAGAAUCUCAUCCGCAAGCAUCAUCACCAUCGGCAUCCUGAAGCUGACCCACAGCAAUAUAGCGCAUCUGUGCCGGAGUCAGGUCACCAGCCCCAAUAUCGACAACAACCACAGGAGCCGCAACAGCAGGCGAAGCCUCGUACUGAACAAGAUUCUCAGAAACAACAGCAGCCUGAGAAACAGCAGCAGCCUGAGAACGCACCUCAACCUGCAUCUAAUACCUGGCAGCCUCAAGUCAACAUGACCGCACCUGAGGACCGAGAGCCAAAGAAUAAAUUGCCCACCUACAAAGGCUUGGACAAUUUCAAGCUACUGGAUAAGAUGGGAGACGGCGCGUUUUCGAAUGUCUAUAAGGCAAUGGAUUUAACAACUGGGCAAAAAGUUGCAGUGAAAGUAGUUCGCAAAUUUGAGUUGAAUGCCUCACAGGCCGGCGAAAAACAUCUCAAUGCACAGUUCAAGAAAAAGCCGCGCGUAACAGAGCGAGCCAAUAUUCUGAAAGAGGUGCAGAUCAUGAGGGCAACAAACCACCCAUCGAUCGUCAAGUUGAUAUCCUUUUCCGAGGCACCAGAAUACUAUUUUCUGGUCAUGGAACUAAUGGAGGGCGGGGAAUUGUUCCACCAGAUCGUCAAGCUCACGUAUUUCAGUGAGAACUUAGCCAGGCACGUUAUUCUCCAAGUUGCCCAAGGUAUCCGCUAUCUUCAUGAGGAACGUGGUGUCGUACACCGCGAUAUCAAACCGGAAAAUUUAUUAUUCGAGCGCAUACCCAUCGUUCCCUCAAAAAGUCCCGUACAACGUCCGUAUGAUGAAGAAAAGGAAGAUGAGGGCGAAUUUAUCCCAGGCGUUGGUGGAGGCGGAAUCGGCCGAAUCAAGAUUGCAGACUUUGGCUUAUCAAAAGUAAUCUGGAACGAGGAGACGAUGACGCCAUGCGGAACCGUUGGCUACACUGCCCCCGAAAUCGUCAAGGAUGAGCGCUAUUCACAAAGCGUGGAUAUGUGGGCGCUUGGCUGUGUCCUUUACACACUCCUUUGCGGGUUUCCGCCGUUCUACGACGAGAGCAUCAAUGUUCUAACUGAGAAGGUCGCUCGGGGAUAUUACACAUUCUUGAGUCCGUGGUGGGAUGAUAUCAGCCAUUCUGCGAAGGAUCUCAUUCAACAUCUAUUAUGCGUAGACCCUGCUCAGAGAUAUACCAUAGAUGAGUUCCUUGCUCACCCAUGGUGCACUGCCGCUCCUGGCCCACGAACGGUACCACCCACACCUCUUGUUUUCGGCCAGUCUCCUCCACUCGACUCACCUCUGCUUACCGCCGCCCGUGGUGGCGUGUUAGAGGCCCGUUCUCCUGGUCUCGCGACGCUCAAGGAAGCAUUUGACAUCACAUAUGCGGUCCACCGUAUGGAGGAAGAAGGUGCGCGCCGGCGGGCAUACAACGGUCGUGGUGGCGCCGGUGUUCGAGGAUUCCUGCAUGGGCUUAAUGAGGACGAGGAGGACGACGCCAGUGAUAAAGGCGUCGUACGUGAUGCACGGAGUAAGCGAGGGGAGGCUGAUACGCGUGCACUACACUAUACCCAGGGUGGGUUACCUGGCGCUGGAGCGAAGACCGUCGCAAAGCGCAACGUUAUCGGUGUACCUGCAUCUAAUCAAGCAGAUCGCAGUCUUUUGGACGGUCGCGCAGGUCCGAGAGAUCGCGGUCGCCGCCAACCUGGCGGCACGGGUUUCCAGUUAGAUAUGGACAAUGCAACCCUACUCGGUCGUCGCAAUAAGAAGACGGCAGGUGGUGGUGCGGAGUUGAGUCCACUAUCGCACGCUGUCCGCAUAGACGACGACUUGUUGCCCCCUGGAAGUCCUAUGCGGAUCGUCUCAUGAUAUCAAUAAUCUGCUGUGAGGUCUAUGUAUAUGCUUGUCC
Molecule: messenger RNA, 2008 nt
Organism: Suillus paluster
Lineage: Eukaryota; Fungi; Basidiomycota; Agaricomycetes; Boletales; Suillaceae
Product: kinase-like domain-containing protein
Exons: 10
Coding region: 85-1968 (627 amino acids)
Biological process (GO): mitotic DNA damage checkpoint signaling; protein phosphorylation
Cellular component (GO): nucleus
Molecular function (GO): ATP binding; protein serine/threonine kinase activity
Source: RefSeq, a predicted model, not a curated record